This is a messenger RNA of Morus notabilis, 1026 nucleotides long. RefSeq names its product auxin-responsive protein IAA4. Gene Ontology annotation, biological process: regulation of DNA-templated transcription. Gene Ontology annotation, molecular function: protein binding. Gene Ontology annotation, cellular component: nucleus. The coding region runs from base 117 to 686 and encodes 189 amino acids. The record is from RefSeq and is a predicted model, not a curated record. NCBI's taxonomy places the organism in Eukaryota, Viridiplantae, Streptophyta, Magnoliopsida, Rosales, Moraceae. The transcript is spliced from 3 exons.
CUCUCAACACCGGAAUACAUACACACAGAGAUCAAAUAUAUUGUUCUGAAAGUUGGAAAGCGUCAAAGAUUUACAGAAGAGGAAAAGAAAAGGAAAUAAUUUGUCAAGAAGAUCACAUGGCAAUGUUUGCGAAAGACGAUCUCAAAGCCACAGAGCUUACGCUUGGAUUACCAGGAUGCGCAAGAGGCAACAAGAGAGCUUUGGCAAACGACACAAAUGAAGAACCUAAAUCUACUAACAACACCACCCCGGAUGCCAAGAAAUUUAGUAAUGACGACCGAGAAAACGCUCCACCUACAAAGGCACAAGUUGUGGGGUGGCCACCGGUGAGGUCAUACCGGAAAAACUGCUUCCAAGCAAAGAAGACGAAUGCAGAAGCCGAAGCGAGCGGGAUUUAUGUGAAAGUUAGCAUGGAUGGAGCACCAUACUUGAGAAAAAUGGAUUUGAAGGUGUACAAGGGAUAUCCUGAGCUUCUUAAGGCCUUGGAAGACAUGUUCAAGUUCAAAGUUGGCCAAUAUUGCGAGAGACAAGGCUACAAUGGCUCAGAAUUUGUGCCUACUUAUGAGGACAAAGAUGGAGAUUGGAUGUUGGUUGGCGAUGUUCCUUGGGAAAUGUUCAUUUCUUCAUGCAAUAAGCUGAGAAUCAUGAAAGGCUCGGAAGCUAGAGGCUUGGGCUGUGCCGUGUGAUUCAUGAUCAUCGGAUAUAAUUUGUCAUGGUAACCAAAGGGGUUAACACUUGAGCUUGGGCUGUCGGUGAAGAAAUAUAACCUUCAGAUCUUUGAUGUUUUGUUGCGGAAUAGCAGCGGAAAGUUUGGCACAGGAAUUAAUAUGUUCUCUACAGGACAAAGAAAAAAAUAUAUUUUUUUUAAUGCAAAGAAAGGCCCUGUGUAUUUUGUUGAUGAUCAUAUGUAUAUAUCCGAUCUCCGAACUCAACUGUACAUAGAAGGAAAAAAGAAAAGAAAAAGGCAAACUUUGAGUUUGUAAUUUCUAAUAUUGCUUCAAUAUUGUGAGAAAGUUAUCUUGCAUU